Amphiprion ocellaris (clown anemonefish) is the source of this 2332-nucleotide messenger RNA. Its product is annotated as regulator of G-protein signaling 9-binding protein. Bases 654 to 1394 code for a protein of 246 amino acids. The transcript has a single exon. Gene Ontology annotation, cellular component: neuron projection; photoreceptor outer segment. The record is from RefSeq and is a predicted model, not a curated record. Lineage: Eukaryota; Metazoa; Chordata; Actinopteri; Pomacentridae. Gene Ontology annotation, biological process: detection of light stimulus involved in visual perception; G protein-coupled receptor signaling pathway.
CGCACAUGUGACCACAGAAGGCGCUUACUGGUAUUUAAACAUCAUCGAUCGGGUGCUGAAGUGGACAGCUCCCCGUGAAAGAUAAACAAGUCAAAACCAAAAACACAAUGGCUCCUUUCGCUCCUUGUUGUGGAUGCUUUUCUUUUUUGAAACACUGAAUGAAGGUGUCUCCAGGUCCACAUCAUCUCUGAACAUUUCUGCGCUUUUUUUUUAAGCUGAUGAGGAGAAAUCUCACGGCGUUCUCUGCGCAAACGGCACUUAGGCGGAUGUUGUGACACCUGUGGCUGAUUCCGAUUCUCAUAAAAGAGGGGAGGCUGGAUUGUUUCACUUCCAUUCUGCAGGAGAGGGGCUCCGGGGCCGUUUGAUCUCUCGUGGAGAACGCGCAAAAGGUAACCUAAAGCCAUUUAAGCGACAGACGCAUUAAUUUCUAAGCCGCUCUAUGUGCACUGCUUGCACACAGGAAGAAGCAUGGAUAGAGAGGAAUUUUCUCUGACUAGUGCGCUGAGUGGAUUUGUUGAGCGGGGGGUGUGCUCCCGUGGAAACUAAACUGAGGACACUGGCUAAAGCGCCGUCAACAGAAGCUCGCCAUUUCUCUCCAAGCUGCUUUUUAUCCUUUCUUAUUUCACAAUUUCUAAUUAUUUUUCUAACCGGCCAUGGGGAAGGAAGAGUGCAAAACAAUGCUGGACGCUUUGAACAAAGUGACCGCUUGCUACAGACAUUUGGUCAUCGCUCUUGGAAGCACCUCGGACUCGCAGAACCUCCGAGAGGAGCUGAAGAGAACCCGCAAAAAGGCCCAGGAGCUGGCCGUGGCCAACAGGACUAAACUGACCGCUUUGCUCAAAGACAAGACCAUCAGCAAGGAUGACCGGGCCGAGUACGAGCGCCUAUGGGUGCUGUUCUCAAGCAGCAUGGACCUCCUGGAGGUGGACAUGAAAAGGUCCCUGGAGAUAGGGCAGGAUUUCCCCCUCAAGGUGCCGACGAGACACCUGAUCCAGACGGGGAUGACCGGCAGCACCACCACGGUGGCGGCCAGGGCCAUGAGCGUGCAGAACAUGAAAUACGAGGCGGACAGCAACAUCGACACGGCGGACCUCCGGGACCUGCAGGCCGAGAUCUCCCAGGUGAGCCAGAUGAUGGAGGAGAUGGAGAUGAAGGUGCAGGUGGCGCCGUGGGCCGUCGAGGCGAAACAGGAGGCGGGAGCCGAGCUCAAGUCCAACAUGAGUGUAGGAAAUUCCUCCGUGGGUGUCAUCUCCAUCUGCGAAGAGGAGCCCAAAGAGGAGGAGGGCGGAGGAGGCAGUAACACGGGUUUCGCGUCGAUCUGCGCCGUGAUUGUAUUCUUUGUCAUCGUCAUAGCCGCUUUGAUUCUGGGAUAUCUGGUCAUCAACAUGUCCUGAACUGUCCCACCGACAGCCCACCCUGUCGGACACCCUGCCGGGCUGAUUGACGGGAGCGUCACCGUGGACGAAAGAUCCGGCUGCUCCACUACACAGAGAAAGUUUUGUGGGCUUGAGGGGCUGAUUUAAAAAACAAAAAUAAACCGUGGACACUCAAAGUAAUUAAUCUUACACAGAUUGUGAAUGUAUUGGGUGGAGUUGAGGAGUUGCAUUAGAUAGAUAUGUACUAGAACAACAUAGCAGGUGUGGUUCAGAGAGAAUGGAGGCACGGGGAGUAUUCUGAAGGGGCCAUGUAGGCUAUUUUUGAAAAGGAAAAAAAAAAUCAUAAAAUUACGUGACAGUGUCUGGCCAUCAGGCUGAUAUAAACAACACGUAAUCCAAGUGGAUUAGUGGAAAAGCUCAAGCAUAAAUGUAGCCUACUGUUAAGUAUUCCCCUUGAUGUUCUGCGGAUUGAUGCUUUAGAUUUAUGAUUCUCAUCCAGGAGAUGUGUUGAGAGGAGAAAAGGGGGAAAACUAGUCAGAAAGUUAGGGUUAUGUUGUUUGGAAACUCAGAACUGCAGUUAGGCUAAUUUUUGCUCUUGAAACCACACUGGUUGGAUGUGAUCAAAUCCGCACUGUUCUACACCCAUGUUAGCACAGUUUUAAUACAGCAUAAUAAUCUCCGUAGCCAGACGGUAGUCGGCCUGCAUCUUACUUCAUUGCAUCAAAUCACAAUGUGCUUCAUGAGAGCCUUGGAACCUAAGAGACCUCCACAGUCUUUUAAUAAUGCACCCGUUCACUGUAAGCCUGUUCAUGUUCCUUUUCAAGGUUUUCUUGCAAACAGUGUUGAAUGUAUACAUUGCAACAUGUGUAUAGAAGGUUUGUACAUACAGUCUACUGCUGUGUCAGAUAAUGUACAUACAAUCAAGUAUAUUUAUUAUAAUAAAACUUUGAAACACA